Molecule: messenger RNA, 2360 nt
Organism: Cucurbitaria berberidis CBS 394.84
Lineage: Eukaryota; Fungi; Ascomycota; Dothideomycetes; Pleosporales; Cucurbitariaceae
Product: tyrosyl-DNA phosphodiesterase 1
Exons: 4
Coding region: 245-2131 (628 amino acids)
Biological process (GO): single strand break repair; double-strand break repair
Cellular component (GO): nucleus
Molecular function (GO): double-stranded DNA binding; single-stranded DNA binding; 3'-tyrosyl-DNA phosphodiesterase activity
Source: RefSeq, a predicted model, not a curated record
CUCUCAAAGGCGAGCUUUACGGCCUAGACCGAGAAUGAUAUUCAUUCAUAACUCUACCAUAUGACUACCCAUACUGUGAUGUCUGUUCUUACUCAUGUUCAGUGUAUACAAUACUCUACGUUCUACAGGUCCGUGCCUCGCUGUCAACAACCUUCCUUCGCACCACUCUUGCCCAGAACCCUUCAACUCACCUAAGGCCCGAUGAACUUACUCUCUAGUCUUCUUGUGUGUGCCCUACACCGCAAUGGCAACGCACCAAGGUAAUGGCUCUCCACCACCAAAACGCCGCAAGCUCGAUGCCAAUCUUCCCAACAAGGCAACUACUACCGAGGAUCCAGACUUCAACGCCAAAGGUAUCGAUCGUCCAAUUAGUCCACCGCUGUUACGCCGUAAGAGUCCUGUUGCAUCUCCAUUGUUCACAGCAACCUGGGGGUUCGAUGACGUUCCGAAACAGCCCUCAGCGCUGGAGUCGUCGACUUCCGACACCAAACAAGAGAGGAUAGAAAGAGAAGAGAGUGAAGGAACAAGAUUCUUGCCUUCACCCGUUCAACUGACUCGAGUGGAAGAUCUGGGGCCGCAUCAGAAUGUCGAUGCAGUGGGUUUGAAGGAUAUCUUGGGUGAUCCCAUGAUUAGGGAAUGCUGGAACUUUAACUUUUUGUUUGAUCUGGACUUUGUAAUGAAGCAGUUCGACAGCGAUGUAAGAGACAUGGUCAUUGUCAAGAUUGUGCAUGGAUUUUGGAAGAGAGAUGACGAGAGAAGAAUAGCCCUACUAGAGGCAGCAGAGCGCUUUCCAAACAUCGAGCUACUGAGUGCAUAUAUUCCGAAUCCUUUUGGCACCCAUCACUCGAAGAUGCUGAUCCUCUUCCGACAUGAUGGCCUUGCUCAGGUGGUUAUUCACACCGCGAACAUGAUCUCGCGUGACUGGGGAAAUAUGACUCAGGCAGCGUGGACGUCACCUCUACUCCCGCUACUACCUCCCAAAGCAGAUCCGAGCUUACUUGCCAGUCAGCCGGAAGCUACAUUUCAUGCGAUCGGAACUGGUGAACGCUUCAAAGUAGACCUUCUCCGAUACCUAGGCGCAUAUGAAAGGCGGGCCGCGGGCUUGACCAAGCAACUAGCGACCUACGACUUCUCAGGUAUUAAGGCAGCCUUCAUCGGAAGCGCGCCAUCCCAUCAGAGACCUUCUACUGCGAGUUCAUCUAGGGCUACAUCGUUUGGAUGGCUUGGCCUUCAAGAGAUACUGUCGAACAUUCCCGUAUCGAAUUCAGCAAACGCCGAUACACCUCCACACAUCGUUGUCCAAGUUUCUUCAAUAGCGACCCUAGGACCGACACCAACAUGGCUUACGCACUUUGAGUCUGUCCUCGCCCAGAAAUCGAGUAAUCAGUUGUCGACUGUCGAGCCUUCAACAUUCUCCUCAAAAGCGACGUUCUUUGCGAAGCGUGACCCGUCUAGUCUCAAGCUACCAAAGAAGAUACCUAUUCCUAAGUUCAACAUAAUCUUCCCCACUCCCGAUGAGAUCCGCACAUCCCUCGAUGGCUACGCCUCUGGUGCCUCAAUCCACAUGAAACUUCAGUCAGUGCAACAGCAAAAGCAAAGCGAAUACCUGCAUCCUCUGCUUUGCUACUGGAAACACACACCUACGGAUUUUACCAGCAAAUCAUGGAGAGAAGCCCAUCGAGGGCCCGCUGCACCACAUAUCAAGACUUACACUCGAUUCAGCGACGAUAAGCACAAGACCAUCGACUGGGCCAUGGUCACGAGUGCCAACCUCAGUAAGCAAGCUUGGGGCGACGUGGUCAAUAAGAAAGAAGAGAUUUGGAUUCAGAGCUGGGAGGCGGGCGUUGUCGUGUGGCCUGCUCUCUUCGCGGCACUUGACUCGGCGAAAGAGCAAGCUGAGGCUCGUAAUAAUGUCAUCAUGGUGCCGGUGUUUGGGAAGGAUCUACCACGACAUGAAGACCUUCAUGAGGGCGAGGGUGGCACGGAGACACUAAAGACGGUUGUGGGCUUCCGCAUGCCAUACAGUUUGCCGCUGAGUUCAUACAAAGCUGAAGACAUGCCGUGGUGUGCUACGAUGAAGUACUCGGAGCCUGAUUGGAAGGGUCUGAGCUGGGGUGGAUACGGAAACUGAAGGCUUCAAGAACGCUAUGCAGAUCGCUGCGGCCAUGCUAAUGACUGCUAACUAUAACUUAUCAGAGUAUAUACUUGAAAAUGGCUGUAAGAUAGUUCAAUAAGAAUGUUGUCCAGGCAUGUAUGUCGUUUCAUUCAUGUUCUGCCGUAGUCUUUCGCGAUAUAUGUACCUUCGCGUUCAAACUUGCCCUCGGGAACUGUAUCCAUGACCUUACUCGAAUCCGCCUAAU